UUGUGCACACAAAUAUAUUAUCACAUUCUUGCUGCAAUUGGAUACUAUAAAGCCCUAAAACCCUAAAACAAAACCCUAGAAUAUUAUUUGCCGUCUACAACCGGAACCUAUUUCUCAGGCUUGUAUCCAUCUCCUCCGGCCAAUCAAGGAAACUGAACAAAGAUGUAUCUUCAGUUUUACAUAAAUGAAAAUGGUGACAAGGUUUACACCACCAAGAAAGAAUCACCACUUGGAUUGGCCACACAGUCUGCUCAUCCUGCUCGUUUUUCACCAGAUGAUAAGUUCUCGAGGCAAAGAGUUUUGUUGAAGAAGCGUUUCGGCUUACUGCCAACCCAAAAACCGGGUCCUAAAUACUGAAUUGCUUGUCCUUUGCCUAUAGUUUGUGUGUCAGUACGGGUGGUUGAUAUUAAAUGGUUAUUUGUGUACCAAGUAUUGUGAACUUAGUUUAAAUGAGAAUGGUUUGUUAUCUAUCUUUUUCUAUUUUAUGAACAGUCAUUUGUGUUUG
Messenger RNA from Helianthus annuus (common sunflower), 505 nucleotides. RefSeq names its product H/ACA ribonucleoprotein complex subunit 3-like protein. Gene Ontology annotation, molecular function: telomerase RNA binding; box H/ACA snoRNA binding. Gene Ontology annotation, cellular component: box H/ACA telomerase RNP complex; box H/ACA snoRNP complex. NCBI's taxonomy places the organism in Eukaryota, Viridiplantae, Streptophyta, Magnoliopsida, Asterales, Asteraceae. The record is from RefSeq and is a predicted model, not a curated record. The transcript is spliced from 4 exons. Gene Ontology annotation, biological process: ribosome biogenesis; rRNA pseudouridine synthesis; snRNA pseudouridine synthesis. Bases 163 to 357 code for a protein of 64 amino acids.